Messenger RNA from Venustampulla echinocandica, 648 nucleotides. RefSeq lists its product as uncharacterized. The transcript has 2 exons. The record is from RefSeq and is a predicted model, not a curated record. NCBI's taxonomy places the organism in Eukaryota, Fungi, Ascomycota, Leotiomycetes, Helotiales, Pleuroascaceae. Bases 1 to 648 code for a protein of 215 amino acids.
AUGGCAAGGUUAGUCUUCAUUAACAGCACUUUUCUACGGAGACCUGAUCUCCCAUUAGAAAAGCAGCUUGAAACGCACGACCUUGCAAUACCGCUCCCCAAAUGCUAUCAGGAUAGUGACCAAGAAGUCUUCCGCAUGCUCGUCCUUUCUCCAUCUGAUGUCCAGCCUCCCGCGAAUCCAAUGCCUCGAAUCGAAAGGUUGUAUCACCAGACAGGUGGUCGACAAGUUGGAAUCAUCUUCCUGCUACAGGAAAAGGCCUCGAGGGGAGGUGGAUUUGUCGCAUACAUGAAUCUGCAGGCCAGUCUCUUUUCUGCAUUCGAAAUGCCCGUCAUCCCUCUGUUUUUGCUCUCUUCCCUCCAGCAUACCCUUGUAGCAUUCUCUCGACAGCUCGUUCACGCCCGUAUAUCUCCACCAGCUCCCCAUAUCAAUCCCGGAACUGCUCUACUGCCGUACUGCACCCUCAACCCACCUAUUCCAGAGCAUCCCAGGAAUGUACUCAGCGAAGCAUGCCACAGCUUGUCUGAAUUAUCCCAGGCGGCGACAACGCGAGAAGGGCGGGCGGCACUUCGUGAUCUGGUAGCAGAGCCAACAGGUGCUAUUGCAGAGGAUAUCUUCGGGUUCUGGGAGCAGGAGUUCAUUGCAGAAUGA